Molecule: messenger RNA, 1572 nt
Organism: Colletotrichum truncatum
Lineage: Eukaryota; Fungi; Ascomycota; Sordariomycetes; Glomerellales; Glomerellaceae
Product: F-box domain-containing protein
Source: RefSeq, a predicted model, not a curated record
AUGGCGACCGCAUCCUCCCUCCGCGCACCACCUCAAAAAUGGUCUCUGAAUGACCUCAGUUCCGAGCUGUUAGCUCUGAUUCUUGAGCAGCUUCGAGAAAUUGAUGAGCGUGCUGUUGCUGCCACCCGCUGCUUAUCGAGACGCUUCGAGGCGAUUGCGACUCCCGUCACCUACCAGACCCUGUGUCUCAACGAGCGCAUCGUAGCACCCGACGCCGAGUCGCGCUACCCUAACUUAUUGCGCAAUGUUUCUGUCUUUACCAACCAUGUGGUUGUGCGAAGCGACUUGGAUCCUGAUGGCAUUAGAAAAGUGCUGGACAGGGUUCAACGAUUAAAGACUGUGCGGUGGCAUUACGUGGAUGCCGAGUUCAGGUUAGGAAGACUCUGGCUUCCAUCGGAUGUGCUGAACCCUCAGCAAACUCGAUUCAAUGGCACCGAGUUAUUUGUCGAGGAUCUUCCGCUUCGAGAAUUCGAGGGGCAGCUACGAGACACCUACGUACGAGCGAUUCCAACGGACCUACUGGUCUCCCUUAAAUUAGCCAGUCCAGCACCGCCGCUUACCACCCGAUUGAACUCUUUGAAACAGCUUCUUUUGUUGUCUCGACGUCUCAGGACUUUUUACUACGAAGACAGAGGGCAAGGCACAAAUUUCAAAUUUGCCAAAGGCGAGCGGAUGCCUCCAUUGAGGGACCUUGUCCUCAAGUCGUAUGACUGGAACCAUUCCAAGGAGGAAACGCAGGCAUCCUGGGACUUUACCCAUCUCGAAUCUCUAGAUUUGAUAUCCGUCCCAAUCUUCAACUUUCUAUCGUCUGUCGACUUUACUCAUCUGACGGGUCUACACCGACUACAUUGCGAAGACUUCAGCGCUCAUCUCGUCGAUAAACGACAGGAGGCAACAGGCGGCAUGUACCUGCUGGUGGCCAACCACAUUCGGGCGUUGCAAACUCUGAGCAUAACGUGUCAUAUCCAGUUAUUUCCUUUGGACGGCAUUUUGAGACACGGUGCUUCGCUACAGGUACUUCGGUUUCGGGAUCAUGUGGGUUUUGGCGAGGAGGACAGACGGUGCCCAACUCUGUGGGCCGAGGACAUUGCGACUUUGGCGCAAGGGCUGCCGUACGUUCAUACACUUGAGAUAGACAUGGACGUGGCACUGUGCGACCCGCCUGAAUUCCUCCGUGCCAUCUGCAGCUUCCGCAGCCUGCAAACACUUACACUUCAUGUCCAGACUGUCCUUCACCCAUUGGAGGUCGUCCACCCUGGCAUGGAUCGCGACUACGACGCCGCUGUCCGCACUUUCCAAUUCCUACUACGCGAAAAACAGCUUGCCAACCCCGAGUUACCUUGGAAACAAAUUAUCAUCAAUGUCGGUGGCUGGCGGAAAGUCAUGGUCCGCCGGUUCAGCGCCGCCUGGCGCCGACAGAACGAGAAUGGCGUCUAUGCCGAGCGGUGCUUCGUAUUGGAGAGGAACGAACAGGGGCAAAUGGCGUACCGCGAGGAAAUGAGCGUGGAAGGGCGGUCAACAACGCCAACACCUGAUCCACCGACGCCAACUAUGGCUACCGAGUACGACUGA